AUGCACGCUGAGACUGGACGCUGGUUGAACUGGAUUGCGUUUCCCAUUUCACACGGAACGGUCAGUUGUUGUAUACAUCCUACGGUGGAGUCUGGCCUGGCGACGGCGAACACAACGACGACGGCUACCACAGUCCUUGUCAUUGUCGUUGCUACCGUGUACAUCACCAGCACAACAGUGACUACUCGAGCAUUUGUCAGAUGCCCAACCGGCACAUUUGUUGCUCUGUUUGCAACACUUCUUACCAGUUUGGUAGUGUCCACCACACUUGUCCGAUUUCACGUCACCGCAAGCCCCUUGGGCGCGGGAGUAGGGCUGCGAGAAGGCCACGGCGCACGAGAUAUACUUGGCGUGGGUGAGACCCUGGGUGCCUUAGAGGUGGAAGGUGAGGCAGAAGCUGCAGCAGACCUAGAGGGUACUGCAGACGAUGACGGCACCAUGGAUCGUGAAGGGUUUGCCGAUGGGAUCACCGAUGUAGAUGGCGAGGUUGCCGGCUUCACCGAUGACGAUGGUUCACAAGAGGGCGAUGGUUUAUGUGGUGUAGAUGGGGUAGCUGACGAAGCCGAACUCUUGGACGACGAUGGUGUUCUGGACGGAGACGGUUCUUUUGUCCUGGACGGUGUUCUCGAUGGAGAAGGUUCCAUUGUGCUGGACGAUGUUCUCGAUGGAGAAGGUUCCAUAGUACUGGACGGUGUUCUUGAUGGAGAAGGUUCCAUUGUGCUGGACGAUGUUCUCGAUGGCGAAGGUUCCAUUGUGCUGGACGGUGUUCUCGAUGGCGAAGGUUCCAUAGUACUGGACGGUGUUCUUGAUGGAGAAGGUUCGAUAGCACUGGUCGGUGUUCUUGAUGGAGAAGGUUCCAUUGUACUGGACGGUGUUCUCGAUGGAGAAGGUUCCAUAGUACUGGACGUUGUUCUGGAUGGAGAAGGUUCCAUCGUGCUGGACGGUGUUCUCGAUGGUAAAAGUUCUAUAGUACUGGACGGUGAUCUCGAUGGAGAAGGUUCCAUAGUACUGGACGGUGUUCUCGUCGGAGAGGGUUCUAUAGAACUGAACGGUGUUCUCGAUGGCGAAGGUUCCAUAGUACUGGACGGUGUUCUCGACGGAGAAUGUUCCAUAGUAUUGGACGGUGUUCCUGACGGAGAAGGUUCCAUAAUACUGGACGGUGUUCUUGAUGGCGAAGGUUCCAUAGUACUGAACGGUGUUCUCGUCGGAGAGGGUUCUAUAGAAUUGGACGGUGUUCUCGAUGGCGAAGGUUCCAUCGUGCUGGACGGUGUUCUGGAUGGCGAAGGUUCCAUAGUACUGGACGGUGUUCUAGACGGAGAAUGUUCCAUAGUACUGGACGGUGUUCUUGACGGAGAAGUAUUGGACGGUGUUCUCGAUGGCAAAGGUUCCAUUGUACUGGACGGUGUUCUCGAUGGAGAAGGUUCCAUUGUGCUGGACGGGGUUCUUGAUGGAGAAGUUUUCAUGGUACUGGACGGUGUUCUCGAUGGCGAAGAUUUCAUUGUGCUGGACGGUGUUCUUGAUGGAGAAGGUUUCAUGGUACUGGACGGCGUUCUUGAUGGAGAAGGUUCCAUUGAGUUGGACGGUGUUCUCAAUGGAGAAGGUUCCUCAGUACUAGACGGUGUUCCUGACGGAGAAGGUUCCAUAAUACUGGACGGUGAUCUUGAUGGCGAAGGUUCCAUAGUACUGGACGGUGUUCUCGAUGGAGAGGGUUUCAUAGUGCUGGACGGUGUUCUUGAUGGAGAAGGUCUCAUGGUACUGGACGGUGUUCUCGAUGGAGAAGGUUCCAUAGAACUGGAAGGUGUUCUCGAUGGAGAAGGUUCCAUAGUACUGGACGGUGUUCUCGAUGGCAAAGGUUCCAUAUUACUGGACGCCAUUGGACGUUUGUGCGAAAAAGAUGACGGCAAAUGCGUAGUGUGUGACUCAUAUGUGCGUCCAGCUACGCUCGUGCGUAUAUGCGACGAGUGCAACUACGGGUCAUACCAGGGCCGUUGUGUGAUCUGCGGAGGUCCGGGGGUGUCUGAUGCUUAUUAUUGUAAAGAAUGCACGAUACAAGAAAAGGACCGAGAUGGAUGCCCGAAAAUUGUGAAUCUGGGAAGCUCUAAAACGGAUCUCUUCUACGAGCGGAAAAAAUAUGGAUUCAAAAAUCGGUAG
Molecule: messenger RNA, 2151 nt
Organism: Sphaeroforma arctica JP610
Lineage: Eukaryota; Ichthyosporea; Ichthyophonida
Exons: 5
Coding region: 1-2151 (716 amino acids)
Biological process (GO): mRNA splicing, via spliceosome
Cellular component (GO): U2 snRNP; U12-type spliceosomal complex; precatalytic spliceosome
Source: RefSeq, a predicted model, not a curated record